Messenger RNA from Sphenostylis stenocarpa, 849 nucleotides. Lineage: Eukaryota; Viridiplantae; Streptophyta; Magnoliopsida; Fabales; Fabaceae. The record is from the annotation of a GenBank genome assembly.
AUGAAUGUAAAAGGCACUGAUAAUACUAAAGGCAAUGUAGCUCCUGGGGAAGGUGCUGAUGCAAUGACAGGUGAUGGACUAGGGUUGGGUGCAUCAACUGGGGAUGGGGCAGAAGUGGUUGUAGGUGCAAUAUUGUUUGUAUGGGCAUGUAUAUUCUCAGCACCUACAGAUGAAGAAGGUAUAGGUGCAGGAGCUACAGUAAAUGUGAAGGUAGCAGAAUGUAGGGAAUAUAAUGGAUUGAGCAACGUUGAAUACCCUGCCAUAAAUUUCAGAAAACACAGUGCAGUUUUGACAGAAUUUGGUGGGGUUGGUGAUGGAAAAACAUCGAACACGAAGGUGUUUCGAUCUGCAAUAAGCAAAUUGAGCCAAUAUGCUUCUGAUGGAGGUGCACAACUUGUUGUGCCACCUGGAAAAUGGCUAACGGGACCCUUCAAUCUUACAAGCCAUUUCACUCUCUUUCUCCAAAAGGGUGUUGUUCUUCUUGCUUCUCAGAAUGGCCCCAACUUCCUGUACUACCUUCUUAUGGAAGAGGAAGAGAUGCUCCUGGUGGAAGGUCAAAAUGGUACAAUUGAUAGUCAAGGAUCUUAUUGGUGGGACAAGUUCCACAAGAACCAAUUGACUCUCAGCAGGCCAUACAUGAUUGAGAUCAUGUACUCUGAUCAAAUACAAAUAUCAGAUCUCACUUUGGUCAAUUCCCCAAGCUGGUUUGUCCAUCCAAUUUACAGCAGUAACAUAAUUAUAAAAGGGCUUACCAUUCUUGCACCAGUGACCUCUCCCAACACAGAUGGAAUAGACCCAGAUAGUGCCAUGGUUGCAUUAGGCAGUGAAAUGUCUGGUGGAAUUGAAUGA